GGGGGCGCGAGCGGUGACUUUCUGAAAGAGGAAACUCCAGGAGGGGGAAAUAAGGAGGAAUAAUGCACUAGAGGAGGGAGGCUGCUAGGCGUGCAGAGAAUCAGCAGCACCUACAGCAACUGACAUCCCUGCUGCAGUGCCGCUACCUUGGCUGGCUGAUACUGUCAAUGGAGCUGGAAAAUAUCGUUGCCAACACCGUCUUGCUGAAAGCCAGGGAAGGGCAUGUCUACACUUACCUCCGGAGCGAUCGAUCCAGCAGGGGUCUACAUUUAUCGUGUCUAGUGAAGACGUGGUAAAUUGACCGCCGAGUGCUGUCCCGUCAACUCUGGUACUCCACUGGAACGAGAGGUGCAGGCGGAGUCGAUGAGGGAGCGUCAGCAAUCAACUUAUCACAGUGAAGAAACCGCGGCAUUUGGUGAUGAGGACAUUUCCUGCAGGGGAAAAUAAUCUGAAGAUCAAGUAUGGACAGGGGGUGGAGGAAAGCGCAAAGGCAAAAGCAAAAAGUGGAAGGAAAUCUUGAAAUUCCCUCACAUUAGCCUGUGUGAAGAUCUCCGAAGAACAAUAGAUAGAGAUUAUUACAGUUUAUGCGACAAGCAGCCAAUUGGAAGGUUUCUCUUUCGGCAGUUCUGUGAAACUCGACCGGAGCUUGAGUGUUACAUUAGGUUCCUUGACUCGGUGGCAGAGUAUGAAAUUGCUCCAGAUGAAAAACUGGGAGAGAAAGGAAAGGAAAUCAUGAUGAAAUACCUCACACCAGAGUCCCCAGUUUAUGUUGCAGAAGUCAGUCAAGAUCUUGUCCAGCAGACUGAGGAAAAACUUGAAAUCAGCCCCUGCAAAGAGCUGUUUUCUCACUGUGCAAAAUCUGUCCUUGACUACCUAAGUGGAGAGCCAUUUCAAGAAUACCUAGGCAGCAUGUACUUUGAUAGGUUUCUGCAGUGGAAGUGGUUGGAAAGGCAACCAGUAACGAAAAACACAUUUAGGCAGUACAGGGUACUAGGAAAAGGUGGUUUUGGGGAGGUCUGUGCUUGCCAAGUCCGAGCGACAGGGAAAAUGUAUGCCUGCAAAAGAUUAGAGAAGAAGAGAAUAAAAAAGAGGAAAGGCGAAUCCAUGGCACUAAAUGAAAAGCAGAUUUUAGAAAAAGUCAAUAGUCAAUUUGUAGUUAACUUAGCCUAUGCCUAUGAAACAAAGGAUGCACUGUGUUUAGUUCUGACCAUAAUGAAUGGGGGUGACUUGAAGUUCCACAUCUACAACAUGGGCAACCCAGGCUUUGAGGAGGAGAGAGCUUUGUUUUAUGCAGCAGAGAUUCUUUGUGGCUUGGAAGAUCUGCAUAGAGAAAACACGGUAUACAGAGAUUUGAAGCCAGAAAAUAUCCUGCUAGAUGAUUAUGGCCAUAUUAGAAUAUCUGACCUGGGUCUAGCUGUUAAAAUCCCAGAGGGUGACUCAAUCCGUGGAAGGGUAGGAACAGUAGGGUAUAUGGCACCAGAAGUCUUGAACAAUCAGAGAUACACCCUCAGCCCUGACUACUGGGGGCUAGGUUGCCUCAUUUAUGAAAUGAUUGCUGGACAAUCACCCUUUCGUGGAAGGAAAGAGAAGGUAAAGAGAGAAGAGGUGGACAGGAGAGUCCUGGAGACAGAAGAGGUGUACUCCCAUAAAUUUUCUGAGGAGGCAAAGUCUGUCUGUAAAAUGCUACUAACCAAAGAUGUGAAGCAGAGACUGGGAUGUCAGGGGGAAGGUGCAGUGGAAGUGAAGAAGCACCCAUUCUUCAAGAGCAUGAACUUCAAACGAUUAGAAGCAGGAAUGUUGGACCCCCCCUUUGUCCCUGAUCCCAGAGCCGUGUACUGCAAGGAUGUGUUAGACAUCGAGCAAUUCUCCACAGUGAAAGGGGUAAACCUGGACCAAACAGAUGAUGAUUUCUAUUCCAAGUUUUCCACAGGAUCCGUAUCUAUUCCAUGGCAGAAUGAGAUGAUAGAAACAGAGUGUUUUAAAGAACUAAAUGUGUUUGGACCAAAUGGUACUAUUUCACCAGACCUAAACAAAAGCUACCCCCCCGAGCCACCCAAGAAAGGAUUACUACAUAGAAUAUUUAAACGUCAGCAUCAAAACAAUUCAAAGAGUUCACCGAAUUCAAAGGCGAGUUUAAAUCACCACAUAAAUUCAAACCAUGAUCAAAGGACUUCAAAAGGGAAUCCCAGGCGUUCUGGAAAUCAAAUGGCCCCCAAGGAACCAUCACUACCAGGAAAGAAGAAACAUGUCAGAUAGUGCCUGGAUUAUAAAUGUAUUUUCCAUUCUUGUCAUUCCACAGCUGUUCAGUGUGUUUAUUAACCAGUCCAUGUGAGUUAUAUUGUAUGUGUUGAGUGCAAUCUCCUUUGAUUGCACUUUUUAAAUACUGGACACUCAUCUAAAAGACUCAACUUUUUGCCUUUCCUUUGAAGGUGGAGGAUGUAAAAACUUCAUUUUGCAUUUCCAAGCAAUGUAGAUAGAUCUAAAAAUUUCAUGAACCAUCUUGUAUUUGCCCAUAUCUGACUAAUGAUUAAAUUGUAAAACUGCAGAGUUUCAUAUUACGACUAGUCUUUUCACCUGCUUCGAAAAUUAAAAUUCACAUUUGGUAUUAACACACACACACACAGAGUAGUAUUCUGAUCUAAUUUGAAAAGCAUAUCCAGGAAUAAAUGUUUUUAAGCACUGCUAAUAUUGUAGUCUCUGUAAGGGGAACAGACACUUCUAAAGAAAUGUUAAAGUUGUCUUUCAUAAUUCAGUCAACAAAUCAGUUUUGUAAUAAAUUAAAGCAGAUGUUCUCAAUUAGAAGAACUAGUGGCUGUUGACAUUGUACACACACAAAAAAUCAUUCUAGUAUCCAAAGGGUUUUUUGUUGUUGUUUUAUUACAGGGAGAUUCUAACAUUGUUUUAUGAAACUAGUUUCAUUUUGAGGUUAUUACUGAAGAUAAUGGCUUCUGUGUUCUAUGGCUGCUUGAAUUCUUCGUACAUAAUGUCUAAUAAUGUCACAGUGCUGCUGUAUCUAGAUCAAACCACUGUUUUGUUUUGGUUUUGUUUGGGGAUUUUUUUAGAAAAAUAAAUUCUUUAAUUUAAAUACAUUAAAAUUACUCAUUCUGA
This is a messenger RNA of Caretta caretta (loggerhead turtle), 3108 nucleotides long. It is a transcript of the gene GRK5, whose product is annotated as G protein-coupled receptor kinase 5. Gene Ontology annotation, cellular component: cytoplasm. The record is from RefSeq and is a predicted model, not a curated record. Gene Ontology annotation, biological process: signal transduction; protein phosphorylation; regulation of signal transduction. Gene Ontology annotation, molecular function: G protein-coupled receptor kinase activity; ATP binding. Lineage: Eukaryota; Metazoa; Chordata; Testudines; Cheloniidae.